Beauveria bassiana ARSEF 2860 is the source of this 1104-nucleotide messenger RNA. RefSeq names its product alcohol dehydrogenase GroES-like domain-containing protein. NCBI's taxonomy places the organism in Eukaryota, Fungi, Ascomycota, Sordariomycetes, Hypocreales, Cordycipitaceae. Bases 1 to 1104 code for a protein of 367 amino acids. Gene Ontology annotation, biological process: alcohol metabolic process. The record is from RefSeq and is a predicted model, not a curated record. The transcript has a single exon. Gene Ontology annotation, molecular function: zinc ion binding; alcohol dehydrogenase (NADP+) activity.
AUGGGAUAUCCAGACACUUUCAGCGGCUUCUGCGUCGACGGGCCGAAAUCGUGGAACAAGUUCCACAAGUCGGAACUAAAGCCCAAGCCGUUUGGCGACCACGACAUUGACGUCCAGAUUGACGCCUGCAGCAUCUGCAGCUCCGACCUGCACACAAUCACCGGCGGAUGGGGCGAGUACGAGGGCCCGCUGUGCGUCGGCCACGAAGUCGUCGGCAAGGCCGUCAAUGUCGGCAAGCACGUCCAGCGCAUCAAGGUCGGCGACCGCGUCGGCGUCGGCGCCCAAGUGUGGUCCUGCCUAGAGUGCGACCUCUGCAAGGACAAGAAUGAAAACUACUGCCCGAAAAUGGUUGACACGUACAAUGCGCAGUACGAGGACGGGAGCUGGGCCCACGGCGGCUUCGCGUCGCACAUUAGAGCGCACGACUACUUUACGUUUAAGAUACCGGACAAGCUCGAGACCAACACGGCAGCGCCGCUGCUGUGCGCGGGCAUCACCACCUUUUCACCCAUGUACCGCGCGGGCAUACUCGACUCGUCAAAGACGGUCGGCGUGGUGGGCUGCGGCGGGCUGGGCCACAUCGCCAUCCAGCUGGCCAGCCACAUGGUCGGUCCCCAGGGCAGAGUCGUCGCCAUCACGCACUCGUCGGGCAAGGUCGACGACUGCAAGAAGCUCGGCGCGACCGACGUCAUCCUGACGGCGCAAAAGGGUUGGAACGAGCCCUGGAAGGCCAAGUUUGACUUUGUGCUCAACUGCGCAGACGCCACCGACAACUUUGACAUGGCCGCGUACCUGUCCAUUGUCAAGCCGACGGGCGAUUUCCACAUGGUGGGCAUCCCCGACGGCCCGCUGCCGCAAAUGUCGGCCGGGCUCUUUGCCGGCGGCGCACCCAAGCUGACUGGCAGCCAUCUCGGGAACCACCAGGAAAUGGACAUGAUGCUCCAGUUUGCGGCGGACAAGGGGAUCAAGCCGUGGGUCGAGGUCAUGCCCAUCUCGGACAAGUCGCUCGGCGAGGCGUUUGAGCUGCAAAAGGCCAACAAGUUUCGCUAUCGCUGCACGCUGGCGCAGUUUGACAAGGCCUUUGGAGAGGAGCGCGGUCAGUGA